Molecule: messenger RNA, 302 nt
Organism: Medioppia subpectinata
Lineage: Eukaryota; Metazoa; Arthropoda; Arachnida; Sarcoptiformes; Oppiidae
Source: the annotation of a GenBank genome assembly
AUGAUGGGAUCGGUAUGUGUGGCAGUGCUUCCACGGCUUCCACUGCUUCACAUCAUAUCUAAUGUGUGUCAUUGGGGAGAAAUAGAGAUGAAAGAGAGCGAUGGUCUCCGGUAUCUAACAGUCCAUUCGGUCGACCGGUAUAUCUCCCCGACGAGGAAAGAGCUAAACUUUGUAAUUAUCUCUGCGAUCCUAAACGUGGAGACGGCGGACAUAUCCAUUCAACAAAGAUUUUAGACACAAAACAAUGUGAACUAUUUUGGGAUUUUGUUAUUUACUAAAUUAAUAACAAAAUAUAUGUAAUU